This is a messenger RNA of Microplitis mediator, 1784 nucleotides long. RefSeq names its product TD and POZ domain-containing protein 1-like. NCBI's taxonomy places the organism in Eukaryota, Metazoa, Arthropoda, Insecta, Hymenoptera, Braconidae. Gene Ontology annotation, cellular component: cytoplasm. Gene Ontology annotation, biological process: proteasome-mediated ubiquitin-dependent protein catabolic process; regulation of proteolysis. The transcript has 2 exons. The record is from RefSeq and is a predicted model, not a curated record. Gene Ontology annotation, molecular function: ubiquitin protein ligase binding. The coding region runs from base 520 to 1575 and encodes 351 amino acids.
CAUGCAAAUGUUUGUUCCGAAGACAGAGAAGAAUUGUGUUGUUUUUUCUGUCUCGUUUCAAUUAAAAAACCAUUUAGAUGACUUAUUUUAUCACUAUUUGUAAUUUACUUUUUGUCGUCACUUGUGUUAAGUCUUUUAAGUAGACAUUUUUUCGGUGACAUAAGUUUCUGAUCGAUUCGUCAGCAUAUUGCUGCCUUUUCGAUAAGUCAAAAUUAGCCUAAAAACUGAUAUCUUAUAGAUGUCACAAAGGCAAGUGUGCUCCUUGAGCUUUGAGACGAAAAUCCGAAUUUGUUUUUUGACCCGUCGAACGGAAACUGUAGGUUAAGAUAGUAGGUAACCUUGCUACCCCCGAGGCGACUGAACCGCUUCUCACCCACAGUCCUUCUUGUUACUGCCAUCUUAUCGUUGAUACACAGUAAAUCUAAUCAUCUAGCUCUUCUUCGACGUUCGACCUCGUGUUUCUUUGAAAAAAAAAAUUAAGGAAAAAUUGUGUUAGUAUAAAAAGUGUCGAGUUUUAAAAUGCCUUUAAAAAAAAUCGAACAAAACGUUCUUAAAGAAUAUCAUACAUGGAAAGUUGAAAAUAUGAGUGAAAUAUUCGCAAAAGUAAAUCCGGACGAGGACCAGUUUCCAAAUUAUCCUGUUAACGAGACUCACUAUUUUUCUACAGAAUUUCAAGGUCAUGCCGUUGACUGGUACGUCACAUUGAAUUUUUGUGAAGACCAACUGCAGGGUGGAUUCAUGAUAGAUUUCGACGCUAUUAAAAAAUUGGAACCUAAGAAUCAUGUCACCUGUAAUUUUUACCUGAUCGAUGCCGACAAAAAUAAGUUUUUUCUUGGACGAAAGAACCGGAAAUUUUAUGAGUCUCCGAAAUCUUAUUUUCCUACAGUACAUACCAGCUGUUUACCUUACCCCGAGUUACCGAACACAAUAGAUAAACUACUUCCAAAUGAUACCAUGACACUGUACAUCGAACUCAUAACUUACUUGGAUGGUGAUCCUAUAUUUCCUGACGAGAAUAUGAUUAGUACUUAUUAUCCAGAUCCCAGUUUAUCAGAUGAUUUCUCGGAGUUAUAUAAAGUUCAAGAUGACCGUGAUGUUAUGAUUUAUGUGCAGGGUGUUGCAUUUCCAGUCCAUAAAAGAGUAUUGAGAGCACGGUGUCCUAAAUUAUAUGAAAUGGUUGAUUAUCAUCAACAAAUAUCUGAUGGCAAUGAUAACCCAGUAGCUCUUACGGGCAUAGAGCCAGAGAUAUUUAAAAGAGUUUUAGAAUUUAUGUACACUCGGAAUGUUGAGGACUUGGAUGAUCAUGCAGUAGGUUUGCUAGAAGCUGCUUCGAAAUAUGAAUUAAUAAGACUGAAAAAUCUGUGUGAAGAAUCCCUCGCCAGCUACUAUUGUACCUUCGAAAAUUCUGAAGAAAUUAAAUCGUUGGCUGCUAAGUGUGGUGCCGAACAAUUGUUCUGGACCACCGAUUGUUUACAACAAAAACACGCUGAAAAAAAAAAGAACUGUUUUUUAUUUAAUAAUACUGUAUACAAGGAAUUAAGUUUAUUGCAGAGUGGAUUGUCUUUGCAUCACUAGAUAGCAAUUCAUUUAUUCAUCGCAGUAAGAUUUUUCUUCAUAAAAUUUAAUACUUUCCAAACAAAUUUGUUUUGUUUUGGGCUUAACUUUUGAGUUUGCAUUUUUCCACUUUUGUUAAAACUUUCAAUAAAAAGUUGGAUUUACUUACCUCCAAUUUAUAAUCUAAAUUUCUAUUUAAUAUGCUCAAAAAGUUUUAAUUUCAGUCUUUA